UUUAGGGUUUUUUGUGUGCCGUCACGUGCUCUUGUAGGCUCUGCCCCUUAGCGGAAGUACAAAGUGUAUCAGACCGGAAGUCCCGAGUGAGGAGCGGCCCUUAGCUUGACAUUUUUAGGCACUGAUUGGCUUCCUGCUGUAGUUUCCUCCAGCCUUUGUCCCGAGAGGUCCAUCAGAUCCAGCUGAAUCUCCCGCAGUCAUGUCGUACGGACGGACAGAGCAGCGCGCCCCGCCGAAGGACUUCAGCAGCCUCAUCCAGACAUGCAGCUCCAACAUCCAGAAGAUCACACAGAACACGGCACAAAUCAAGAGCUUGGUAAACCAGCUGGGAACAAAACAAGACACCAGUGACCUGCGGGAGAAACUUCAGCAGGUGCAGCACUACACGAACCAGCUGGCCAAGGAGACCAACAAACACCUGAAAGACCUCGGCUCACUCUCUCUACCCGUCUCUCUGUCAGAACAGAGACAGCAGAAAAUCCAGAAGGACCGGCUGAUGAAUGAUUUCUCCGCAGCUCUCAACAACUUCCAGGCAGUGCAGCGUCGAGCCGCAGAGAAGGAGAAGGAGUCCGUGGCCCGAGCCCGAGCAGGGUCUGGACUCUCAGCUGAAGAUGGAGGUCAUGAAGAUCAGCUGGUCUCCUUUGAAAAUAAUGAUGAUUGGGGUAUGACCACCACUCAGACAGAAGACGUGGCCAUAACAGAGGAGGACCUGGAGCUCAUUAAAGAAAGAGAAACUGCCAUUCAACAGCUUGAGUCGGAUAUUUUGGAUGUGAAUCAGAUUUUCAAGGAUCUUGCAGUGAUGAUCCAUGAUCAGGGUGAAAUGAUCGAUAGCAUAGAAGCUAAUGUGGAGAGUGCUGAAGUGCAUGUGGAGAGAGGAGCUGAGCAACUCCAGAGAGCUGCUCAAUAUCAGCAAAAGUCUCGUAAGAAGAUGUGUAUCCUGGCAGUGGUCCUUGCCUUAGCGGUCGGUAUUAUCGCUGUUAUCAUCUGGGCAUCGACAAAGUGAAGAUCCAUCCUCUACCCUUCCCCUUUUUCUCUCAUUUCAUUUAAUUUAUUUUCUUACUCGCAAACCCAGUGCCAUCCACAUGGGAGGGAGGGAGGGAGGGAGGUGAAAGGCUCUGAGCAGCACCUGCAGGUCCAUCUCUGUAGUUUUGCAGGGUUAGAUACAGUAUGAAGUGGCAUAAGCGAAUGUAACAUUCCCUAGCUUCUCCCCUCCAGACCUUUAGUCAUAAUGAAGGAAGAAGAGCUCAUGGAUGGGGUGGGGAAAAAAUAAUACAAGUGGUAUAAAAUUUCAUUUUGAUUCUUGAUAUAUUCCUAGCACUAACACUACUUUACAUUUCUUAAUAAAUCCAGGUUAUUUCAUUUUGAGAAGUUCAUUGGAAUGAGAUGAGACAUUUUGAUGACUGAAUUUGUUUUUUACAUCUUACUGUAAAAUAAUUUUGGCUUUAGAUGUCUUGUACAAUGUACAUUUCAACUCUUUUAAACUUGUCAAGUCGCUCCAAAGUUUAACAACAAACUGCUUAAAUGAGCUGCAAAAAAUUAAUUGUAUAUUUGACACCAUGUUGUAAUCAUAAAUCAGUAGACUAGUAGAACUGCAGGUAUGAAGCAGCAGUGAUACCUAAAGCUCAAAAAUCUCUGGACUUCAGAUUCAAUACCGUUACUGGUGUUAACUAAAACUUUUAUUAUACAGGUCUAUUAUAUGGUGGUCAAAUAGCUGUAAAUGUGUUGUAUAAGAACUCGUAAUCGAUAUUAUGGCUGAAACUCAUUUGUAUAUUACAUUAAAAGUCUGCACAGAACAUUAAAAUGAUGUAAAAAAAAAAAAAAAAGAAGAAAUGCACCCAUACUUUUAGAACAUGCAAAAAUGAUUGUCUUUUUCUUUUUAAAAAAUGAUUUUUAUGAAUUCUAUGAGUACACGAGUAAAGAAAAAUGUCUUAAUCA
Molecule: messenger RNA, 1935 nt
Organism: Carassius carassius (crucian carp)
Lineage: Eukaryota; Metazoa; Chordata; Actinopteri; Cypriniformes; Cyprinidae
Gene: stx12
Product: syntaxin 12
Exons: 10
Coding region: 200-1003 (267 amino acids)
Biological process (GO): vesicle fusion; vesicle-mediated transport; intracellular protein transport
Cellular component (GO): endomembrane system; synaptic vesicle membrane; postsynaptic recycling endosome
Molecular function (GO): SNAP receptor activity; SNARE binding
Source: RefSeq, a predicted model, not a curated record